AGCUGAGGUGUGAGCGGCUGCCGGAGUGAGUGUCUUGGAGAGCCGGAGUUGGGCGCCGAUUCACGGAGACCCGAGACGCUUGAGGAGGCGCCAUGUCGGAGCAGCCGGGGGAUGGCCGUCACAUCGCCGGCAGCAGCAAGGCCUGCCGCCGCCUCUUCGGCCCGGUGGACAGCGAGGAGCUGCGCCGAGACUGCGACGCGCUCAUGGCCGGCUGCUUACAGGAGGCCCGUGAGCGAUGGAACUUCGACUUUGUCACUGAGACACCGCUGGAGGGUGACUUCGCCUGGGAGCGCGUGAGGGGCCUUGGCCUGCCCAAGCUCUACCUGCCCCGGGAUGACUUGGGAGGGGCCAAGAGGCCCAGCACUUCGCCUGCUCUGCUGCAGGGGACAGCCGCGGAAGACCACGUGGACCUGUCGCUGUCCUGCACCCUCGUGCCUCGCUCAGGGGAGCCGCCUGAGGGGUCCCCGGGUGGGCCUGGAACCUCUCAGGGCCGAAAACGGCGGCAGACGAGCAUGACAGAUUUCUACCACUCCAAACGCCGGCUGAUCUUCUCCAAGAGGAAGCCCUGAUGCGCCCAUCCCGAAGGCUCCUUCCACAUUUGCUGCCUUAGACCGUGCGUCUUAAUUAUUAUUUGUGUUUUAAUUUAAACUCCUCCUUGUGUACAUACCCCGCCUGCCCUCUCCACCCCCCAGCCUCUGGCAUUAGAACUAUUUAAAACAAAACUAGGCAGUAGGAUGAUAGGCUCAUUGAAGUGCUGGGUAUUUUUAUUAUAUGAAAUGUUAUUUAAAGCUCUCAUCUCCUUUCUCCUGGGGGAGGGUGGGGCUGCCUCAUGCCAGCCCUUCUGCCUCCACCCUCGCCGCUGGUGGUACUCCCUGGAGGGGCCUGGCUCCCUCCUCCCUCUGUCUCGUGGGUGUUAUGAAAUUCCACCUCUUCCCUGGAUUCUCAGACCUGAAUUCCUUCUAAUUUGAGAAGUAAAAAGAUAGCACUUUGAAGGGGGCCCAGCUGAGUGGGGGUGUUGUCAGGAACUGGGAGCCCCCGCACCUCGUCUGAGGCUGGGCAGGGGGCCCUUGACGUGGCAUGGCCUGGCACAGGGCUGGGGAUGUGGCACCUUCCUGGCUCUUGAUGCCCUGCUCUGUCCCAUGAAGGAGGGGAAGGUAGGGUCCUGUAGCAAGCCAGCCCCUCCCCACAGUCCCCUGUGCCCCCCGCUCAGGAGUCUGCCUCAGUGUUUGGUCUUCCUGUAUUCUUCCGGGAGCCCAGCUGCCCCCCUCUCCCAGCUGGGCUCUCGAGUCCCCUCUGCUGCUCUCCCCUCCCCAUGUCCUUGUCCCCCAGUACCCUCUCAGCCCUGGGUGGCAGCUCUGGGGCGCCUGUCCCCCCAACUCAAUGGACUAAAAGGGGAAGGGACACACAGAAGAAGGGCUCCCUAGUUCUACCUCAGGCAGCUCAAGCAGCAACAACCGCCUCUUCUUUUAGCUCUGGGGUUGGGGGUCCUGGGUGGUGGCACAGGCCUCCCUGAGUGGGGUUCUGCCCAUGUUAGGGCUGUGGUGAGGGGACUGGAUCUUUCUAGGAGGCAGACACCAGCUCCUGGAAGUUGCCCGGUGACCUUCCACACCUGCCCCAUCCCUCCCCAUUUCAUUGCACUUUGAGAAGCAGCUGAACAAGGAGUCAGACGGUUUUUAAUGGCGGGAGUAGAGGCUGUGGACAGGGCACGCUACGGGGGCCAACAUGGGGCUGGGAAUGGCGAACAUUGAGCACUGAGCCCCUGGAGGUGCCGAAGCACUUAGUGGGUCUGACCCCAAAUACCUCCAGCUCCUGUAACAUCCUGGCCUGGACUGUUUCCCUUGGUUCCCAUGUGUCCUGGUUCCCCUGUCCCUCCACCUGGACUGUAAGCCUCUGAAGGGUGGGGACCAUGCCCCGUACUGCUCUGUGUCCUUCACAGCCCCUGCCACAGUGCUGAGUAUACAGCAGGUGCUUAAUAAAUAUUUCUUGGUGACUUAUAA
Lemur catta (Ring-tailed lemur) is the source of this 1997-nucleotide messenger RNA. RefSeq names its product cyclin dependent kinase inhibitor 1A (gene CDKN1A). Bases 93 to 569 code for a protein of 158 amino acids. Lineage: Eukaryota; Metazoa; Chordata; Mammalia; Primates; Lemuridae. The record is from RefSeq and is a predicted model, not a curated record. Gene Ontology annotation, biological process: signal transduction by p53 class mediator; regulation of mitotic cell cycle. Gene Ontology annotation, molecular function: cyclin-dependent protein serine/threonine kinase inhibitor activity. The transcript has 3 exons. Gene Ontology annotation, cellular component: nucleus.